AUGUCGGGAAGUAAGGCGCUGGGCGGGGGGGCUGGCGGUGGGGCACGGCGCAGGCGGACACGGUGCCGGCGCUGCCAGGCCUGCAUGAGGACAGAGUGUGGAGAGUGUCACUUCUGUAAGGACAUGAAGAAGUUUGGAGGGCCCGGCCGCAUGAAGCAGUCCUGCCUCCUGAGACAGUGCACAGCGGUGAGACACACACACACACACACACGAUAAUCAGCACUAUGACCACAAAUAAAGCAGACAGUGAAAGUGUCCCCAACUUCUGUAUUCACAUGUCACCACUGUUGCUUCGGAUAGGUUCAGGCUUCCUAGAUGUCACAUGAUCCAGUUCCUCAGACUUUCAGACCAAAGGCUGGAGAAUUUCGCCAGAAAGUGACUUAAAAACCUUUCAACUCAGGAAAUCCUGAUGCUGCAGCAGAAUCAGCCAAAUUGAACUCCAUUCAUAAGAAACAAUCAUUUUAAAGCUGUUGGCUUGCCUUCUUGCAGACAGACCUGUCAAAUCAGUUUUUAUAACUCUGCAUUAUGAUGUAGUUAUUGCAGCGUUAUCUAAACCUGUUAUUUCUUUGAAUUCACAGUAAAGUCUGUUGUUUUGUGAUUGUAGUCCUGCAGAGCCAGGACUCAACACCUACACCAGAAUGCUGGCUUCAUUUUUCUUCUCGAUUUAGCUUCAACUUGGGGGUCUUAGGUAUUUUUUACUGGAGCAGUGUCCAUCAAGAAGUGUUAAAAUGAAGCCAAAAGCAGCUCUAUUUCUUACUGAAUUUGUCAGUCUCCCUUUUUUGGGAUAUCAGAUUGUAACAUUUUUUUAAAGUUAGUUUGAAGGGAGUGUUAAUUUCUGCAUUUCAUCACUCUCCUUAUGCAGUAUUUUUUUUAUCAUCUGAUGCUUUUCUUUUGAUGAGCAAAUGCAUUCCCAAGGUCCAUUGAGUAAAUUCCUCCCUCUCCCUUUUAUGCACACUAACCGUUUUGAUUUGUUUGUGAUGUUUCGAUAAUGUUUGUAGGGUAACAAUAGUAACUGUUUUAAGUCAUUAAUGGCAUUUCUAGUUUCCUUUUUUAGUGGAAUAAGAGGUUUUUGACAAAUAUAAUUAGUUUAAGUAACAGAAACUGUAAAUCAAAUCUCUUUUCUAUUGACAAAAUACUGUCAUCACUUCAUCUAAAUGGGGAACUGAAUCUGCUGUAAAUAUCCUGAUGUCCUUGAAUUUUACAUAUAGUUUAUCUAAACAUGCUACUUUACCAACAUAAGUGGACAGCUGGGUUUUAGCAUUGAAAAUGUUUUGUUUCAGUUAAGUUUGUCGUCCAAGUAGUAUUGAACAAUCAGGUGUCUGCAGGGAGAACAGUGUAUCAAGAGCAAAAGCAGGAGAAACACAAUCUACCAUAAAGACAUCCUCUCCUCAUAUAAGUAGUUAUUUGACAAUUUUUGUUUCUCUCUGUAAACAGAGAUCUGCACCGCAUUUGAAAUAAACCUGUUUGUCACUUUGUUGCAAAAGCCAGUCAGUGAUUGGAUUUCCAGACUUCCAAAUGCAUCAGGAAAAAACAUUUGAAAAGUUACCUGACAAAGCCUGACUUUUACCUUUUACGAAUCUGCAUCAUGAUGUUAUUUCAGCCUUUUUAGAGACCUGACAGUAAAAAAAAAGUAGGUUUUAAAGGGUGUCAUAAUGCUGAAGUAAGCCAGAGUGAAGCCUCUGUGUAACUUACUAUGAACUGUUUAUUUUGCAGACAUUUCUGGAGAGCCGAGUUUAACUUUUCUCUUAGUCCAAACACACGGCUUCACCAGCUGCUUAAUUGGACUGUGAACUUCAUUGAUAACCCUGCGCAGCUAACUGUGGUUGAUCAGUCAUUUGAGGAAGGAGAAGGGACAAGAAAACGGAUUAAAAAGUUGCACUACAAACUUAGCUUUGAAUAGUAUGAAUUGAUUAUCUCAUUGAGGUUAUAUAAAACUUUCUAUACCUAAUCCAGCAGGUUAUAAAUCCUCUAAACACAGAUUUAAGUUGAUUUUAUGUUAUUGCAGAAAAAGGUCAGAGAGAGAGAGAAAUAACUGAGGAAGAAGUGCGGACAGAAUGUUCUCACACUCUAGAGAGGUCCUCAUAGAGAUACAAGAACCACAGCACACACACACACACACACACACACACAUGCUGGCAUAAUAUCUGCUCUUCAAAAUGACAAGUACACAUUUACACACACACACAAACAAGGCUCAGAUUUACAUGUCGACAUAAUCCUGUGAUACACCUAACACCUACUGAAGUGUCACACACAUACACUGUUACACACACACACACACUGUUACACACACACAUACAGAGACAGUCAGAACAUCAUCUCCAAAUGCAGGGAGCGUGCUCUUGAAAUGUAUGUGUGGUUGUGUGUGUGUAUAUGUGUGUGUGUGGAUUCUUCAAAUAGCAUCAGCACAGAGAAGGAACCCAGCAGGAGAGGAUGCUGGGUUUCCGUGGCAACCAGAGAUGGUUACUGGUGCUAAGAGUGAGAGUGAGUUGGCUUUGAUCCAUGGCCAUGGUUUCAUAGAGAUGCUUUGACACACACACAAACACACACACACACACCACCCAGCGGGCUAGUAGAACAGCCGUUAUAUUGCGUUUUUAUUUGUCGCUGGUUUGUUUAUUUUUAUUCAUUUAUUUUUUUUUACCUAUAUGUGGGUUUUGAAAGCGGCAGAACCAGCAAGUGAAUUUGAAAGAGAAGGAGGUGAUGUUUCAUAUUUGAUCCUCCUAAAAAGCAGGAGAUGAACGUGAUGGGGGGUGGAUCCUCCUCUUAUUGCUGUAGCAGGUGGGGGAGGAGGAGGAAGGGGGAGUGAAGGAUGAUGCCCUCUGCUGGUUGAUGUCAGUCAGUGUGUUCAGAAGGAGCAGAAAGCUUCCUGUGGUUUUUAUAUCUGUUUGAUGACGAUGAGCUCAAACCAACAAUAAUGACAGUCACUGUGUCGGGUGAGGAGAUCUCAGAGCCAUGACUGAACUGACUGACACGGCAGAGUACACAGGGGUACCUGACCGAUGGUACCAACACUCUAACCAUGUUUAAAACACUCAUAAAUAACCUAAACCAACAAAAAUGUGGAAACAAGAAAUUUAGAACAAAAAGACAAAAAUAGCGGGAGAUACAAAUUAACCAAAGUGGGCUGAUAGCUGCGCUUGCAUGCAGGUUUCUGAUAAUAACAGUUUAUAAAAACCUAAAUCAUGCUUGAACAUUUACAGAUGAGAUACAGGAUUACAUGAAUGGAGAAGUGUUGUGCUUCAUGUACAUCCAAACUUACUUCUCCCUGAAGGAAAAGCUAGAAGACAGUUGUACUCUGACUGCAAACAGAAAGCUUCAUACCUCCUGCACCUGCACCUCAAAUCUUUUCUGCAUCUGCAGAAACUGUGAAUAAAGAUGAGCUGUAGUGUAACACAUUCAGGCACAUCUGCUCCAAAUCAGGACCUUGUAAAACUUUAUUUCCUAAUAAAUGUCUGUAUACGUGUUGGACACGCUGGGCUCUCUUCACCUGUCUCUCUGCAUGUCUGACUCACCCGUCUCUCUUUCUCUCUUUACAGCCUGUGCUGCCUCACACGGCAGUGUGUUUUGCGUGUGGCGAGGCAGGGAAGGAGGAUACGGUGGACUCUGUUGAGGAGAAGUUCAGCCUCUCUCUGAUGGAGUGCACCAUCUGUAACGAGAUCAUCCACCCGAGCUGCCUGAAGGUCAGAAAUGGCGUCUUUAUUUCAGCAUCUGCAGCCUAGAGGCUCACUCCUCUUUACAUGUGAUCAGAGCAGAAAUGCAGAUUUUAGUUUCUUUUCUCAGAUCAAACUUUAAUAAGGUUUGGAAUAAAUUGGGUCACUGCAGCAGAAUUACAGGGAGAUGCAGACCCAACAUGGAGGAAAUAAAGAGAUCUGAAUUAUGGCUGCAAUGAAGCCCAAGGCUUUCAAAGUUUUCAAACAAGAAAGUGAUGGUAAAGACUUGCUGUGAGCCACCUGAGAGAAAAGACAACAGAUAUAGAUAUAACUCAAGAAGAAAGUGUAUGUUUUUAUUCAAGAUGUGUCUGAAAUGUUUGCCUCCUCAGAUGGGUAAAGCUGAAGGAAUCAUCAACGAGGAGAUCCCAAACUGCUGGGAGUGUCCGAAGUGCCACAAAGAGGGCAAAACCAGUAAGGUAAGACUGGGACCAGAACCUCAGGAACUCAGAUCCAAACUUUUAAUUGGGUUUGUAGAUGACUUGUAUAGUCACCCUUUUUAUAGAUCAAAUAAAAAUACAAUCUCAAUCCCACAACAGUUGUGAUGCUGAGUAACAUUCAGAUAAAAACUGAGUUUUAUGGUUGGUAAAUAAAGACUUUAUUUGAGGACAACAUAUCAGAUGUUCAAACUAAAAGAUAAGUUCAAUGAAAAAUACAUGCUCAUUUUAAAAUUCAAUUCAGCAACAUGUUUUAAAACAUUUAACAGGUGGUAACUCAGGACUGCAGACAGGCCAGUGUAGCAGCAGGACUCUUCUACUACAGAGCCAUGCUGUUGUAAUGUCGUUUGUGAUCCUCUUCUUGAAAUAUGAAGGUCUUCCCUGAAAAAGUUAUUUUCUGGAUGGCAGCAUAUGUAGCUCCUAAACUUUGAUAUACUGUUCAGCUUAAAUGGAGCCUUCACAGAUGUGUAAGCUACACAUGGACCCCUUAUGAUCCCCAUAACAUCAGGGAUGCUGGCUUUGAACUGUGAGCUGAUGACGAGCUGGGCGGUCCCUCUACUAUUUAGAGAGGGCGAUGCAGCGUCCAUGAUUUCCAACAAAGAAUGUCAGGUUUUGAUUGGUCAGCCAACAGAACAUUUUUCGACUUCAACUCAGUCCAUCUAGAGAGGUGUGAUUUUGAGCCCAUGCAGUGAUUUCUACUACAGAGUCCUGUCUGUCUAUAAUGAAGUGCUGCUUAAAGGCAUAAAGACAGCUUUAAAGAUCUGAAGCUGCCCCUAAACCAACCAGUUCUUCCGUCUGUAUCUCCGUUCAGGACCAGGCAGAUGGCUCGGGGAAGCGCAGGCUGGAUAACGGAGAGGUGGGACGCUGGAAACUCACAGAUGACCCUCCCCCUAAAAAGAAAGCCCCUCCCUCCCUGGAGGAGGCAGGGAGGAUAGAGGGGGGACACAAGAGGAAGAAGGAGAAGGAGCUUCCAGCGGACAGUGGAGCCAAGAAGAAGGUGAGCGAGUAGGUCAGAUACGAGGAGGAGCUGCUCAUGUUUGUAAUCUGUGGUUACAUCUGAGUGUUUCUUUCUUUUUCUCAGAUGAAAGGUGCACACGAAAAACGCCUCAAAAAGGUACGAAGCUUUUACUUCACACUCUCUGUCCCACAAACAACUAAAAGCUCUUUUCCUCCUAUGACUCGUUUGUGCCAACAGAAACAAAAAAUGAGGUUAUUGACUGAAAACAACUGCAGAUGUCCAAGAAACUGAGAGUUCGACUGAAAAAUGUAACAGCUACUCCCAGUAGCCCUGUUUGUUUAAGAUUAGGACCCGGGUUUCGUUUGAUCUUCCAUCAAGAAGGGAUCAGAAGGGAAACAAGAUGUGGUCUCGUCUUACUUUCAGCUUGCAGAGUAGUGUCUGUUUUUCCUCUUUCUGUGUAGAUCGCCCCAGAUCAUCAAACGAAUUUGAAUAUCAGUUAACCUGAGUGAAAAGAAAAUGCAGUUUUGGAAUGAUGACUCCAUUUAUUAAGAGAAAAAAGCUCUCCAACCUAAACCAACCUGACCCUAUAUAAAAAGGUCAUUGCCCCCUAAACCUAAGAUCUGGUUGUGCCACCCUUGGCGGCAACAACUGCAAUCAAGCGUUUGCAAUAACAGGCAGUGAGUCUUUGACAUCGCUGUGGAGGAGUUUUGACCCACUCUUCGUUGUAGGAUUGUUUUGAUUCAGCCAGAUUGGACAGUUUUUCAAGCAUGAACAGCCUGUUUCAAAACCUUCAUUUUUGGUUCGGAGGUGGACUUGCAGGUGUGAUUCAGACCAUUGUCCGGCUGCGCAAUCCAAGUGCACUUGAGCCAAGGCACGACAGUACGACCGUUUCACUUGCAUUUGCAACUAAAAAUAGAUGUGUGCGAAUUGUAAAAUGUAUUUAGGGGCACAUGCACGCAUAAAAGAAAUUAGCCGAGGCAACAAAUGUUUUUUCGUGUAAAUACCGCGGUGAAGUUAGUUUUAGGUUGGAUAUUCACUGCGGAUCUGCCGGUGUCUUCUCACUCUCCAUAACCAGGAAUGGCAAGAGCAGCGUGAUUAAAUCUAGUCUGCACCCUCGCUGUUAACAUCAGGUGUUGAAUAAGGGACCAGCGAUAAAUUACCGGUUGAUGUUCCCAGAAAGGCUGUUUUAAUUCAAUAGCUUCCAUGUCAUGUGACCAAUUAUCCUCAAACUGAUUUAAAAUAAUGGUACUUAUGUCGAUCAAUAAGACAAACAUUAUUUGAUCAGUUUUUAUUGUUCCCCUAAAGUUCUUUAUGUGCUCCUUACUUUUUCAACUUAGAGCACAUGUGCCCCUCGUGAAAAAAGUUAGUGUCAAGCCCUGACUUGAGCUUAAAGUCACAAACUGAUGGCCAGAAAUUUUCCAGAUUUUUUUUCCCCUUAAUGAAUGAAAUCAUAAUUCAAAAACUGCACUUUGUAUUUUCCUCAGGUUUAGUUGUCUGAUAUCUACAAUUGUUUGAUGAUCUGAAACAUGUAAGCAGGACAAAAAGCAAAAACGUAAUAAAUCUGUAAAGCGGUUUAUACUUUUUCACAGCACUGUAGUUCACUACCCCUUUUUUUAGAGUGACAGCAGUAACAGUUGGCUCUAAUCAGGGACAGGAUUAGAUCUUACUUGAAUUACGGUAAAUCUAUCAAGACCCCUGAAGCUAUUUGGUCUGAGAGGGUGACCUGAGAGUCUUUUGUAAACAAUACAUGAAACGCCUGCUGUAUAAGCAUGAUGUAAUCAAUCAUGUUCAUCGUGUAUUAGUUUAUCAGAACAUUCGUUUUUUCCAGUCCUCUAACAGGUCCCUGGUUUAACAUCACUAACAAGAGCCCCACACUCAUGAGUCCAGACCCCUGAUGAAUCUGGACUCAUUUAGUUUGGUUCAGGUUCAGGUUUUCUGUAUUUGUUAACUUCUCCCUUCUCUUGAUCAGAAACCCAAACAGGAGGCAGGGGAGUCCAACGGCCCCACCUCCUCAGCAGGAGGAGGAGCGGGAGGACUGCAAGGCUCUUCAAAUACGUCUUCAUCUCAGCCAGGGGGAGGAGGAGGUGGGGGAGGAGGAGGAGGUGCAGGGGGGACGUCGAGUGCGGACCAGCGCUCCCACCACAGGGAGAAACUGGAGCGCUUUAAGAGAAUGUGCAUGCUGGAGCGACGGCCCGAGUCCUCCUCCUCGUCCUCCUCCAGCUCCGAGUCUGAUUCGGAGUCCGAUUCUGACGACUCCCUGAGGGGGGAGCAAGGGGGAGGAGGCUCCUCGCCUUCGUCCUCCUCACCCGCCCCUCCUCCUGUCGUGUACGGGAACAGCAGCGGAGGCCGGGCGGAGAGAGAGAGAAGUCGAAGCGAGCGAGAACGAGAGCGGGAAAGGGAACGGCGCCUCGCUGAGCUGGGGUUCAGCGCCAGCGAGGAGUCAGAGGGUGAGGCAGGGAGGGGGGAGGAGGAGGUGAAGGAGGAAGAGCCAGGAGGGGACAAGGCUCGGAGGAGAGGGGGAGGAGGAGAGGUGGUGCUGCCUUCACGUGGACGUAAAAGUGGGCUGCUUGAUGGAGACGAGGAGGACACGCCCACUUCUGACAGGACCAGGAAAAACUCUGCUUCCCUCCCCCCACCCUCGCCCCUCUCCUCCAAUCAGAUGCCUCCGUCCUCACAGCACGACGGCUUCAUGGGGAAGCAGCGCAGCAACGGGCAGGAGGCCCGCAAUGGACGGACACGAGGAGGGGCAGGAGUGGGGAGGGAGGGAGGGGAGAAGGAGAAUGCCAGCAGCGUUCUGACCAAUCACAGACACGGUGGGGGAGGAGGGGGCGGGACCAAAGGCAGCGGGAGCAGGGGCAACAAGAUCCGCAGCAACAGUAAGAGCCAGACGUCCAGGAACAGCAUCACCUCACCCUCAUCUUCCAUCCCUACCUCUAACGGGGGAGGUGGAGGCCCGGGGGGAGGCGGCCUAAUGAUGUCAGCCAUGGCGGCUUCUCCCUGCUCGCAGCCAUCCCGCCUCGCACCGCGCUCCCAGAUGAUGAAACGCAGUCCCCCCGCUGUGCCCUCACCGCCCCGUCCUGUCCAGAUGGAGAGACACCUGGUGCGUCCUCCACCCGCCUGCCCUGAGCCCAGCUGCCUGCCGCUGGACUCCGGCUCCUCCCACAUCAUGACGCGAGACGUGUGGCUCAGAGUGUUUACCCACUUGAGUCAAAGAGAGCUGUGUGUGUGCAUGAGGGUGUGCCGCACUUGGAGCCGCUGGUGAGUGACGUCAUUCAACGGGAGUUUUUACCCGACGGUGAGUUUAAACAAACAUCCUGUUUCAUCAGGAUACAUGUGUCUCCAUCUUCUUCUUCCAGGUGCUGCGACAAACGUCUGUGGACCCAGAUCGACCUGAGCAGGCAGCGCUCCAUCACUCCCCCCAUGCUGAGUGGUAUCAUCCGCCGUCAGCCCGUCUCCCUGAACCUGGGGUACACCAAUAUCUCCAAGAAACAGCUAAUGUGGCUUAUAAAUCGUUUACAAGGUGAGGACCCUCCGCUUCCUCAGUCUACAGGUAAUCACAUCAGUGUUGUUUCCGUCAACCAUGACAUUGACGAAAAUAUUUUCGUCAUCGUCAACGAAAACAAAACUGCACGCGUGUGCGCGCAGGCGCCCAUGUGUGUGUGUGUGUCUGUGUGUUGGAGGAGCACAGCAGGCUGAUGAGAGCUGUCAGAGCGGACUGAAGCUGCUCCUAUAUGUUUAGCGUUUAACUGGCUGAAUUUUGCAACUCUGUUCGUCGUUUUCGUCUCGUCCCGUCAACGUAAAUGCACUUUCGUCUUGUCACAUUUUAGUCAUCUCCGACUUAUGUUUAGCUCGUCAACGUUACGUCUUCGUCGUGGAAGAAAAGGGAAAUAUUUUCGUCAACGAAAACAACCAGUGUUGUUCUCGUUGACGAAAAUAUUUCCCUUUUUUGACGCUGACGUUGACGAAAAUAUUUGAUGAAAUCUGACGAAAACAACACUGAAUCACAUGCUCUACCAGUUCUUAUUGGGAUGAAGAACCCGAGCUCAGAGUAGGACCUGUCAAGUUUCAAUCAAGAGGAUCGAGUUUAGAUCAGGACAGCUUGCAAUUAUCUGCAUGAAAAGUUGAGAAAGGACCUCAAAUGACUGAUCUUUACCUUCAUAGCUGUUUCAGCACUCUUCUGUUAUCCUGUGAUCUAGUCUGUCCCUAAACAGCGAUGAUUGAAAAGGAGAAGGAGAUCCUAGAUAACCUGAAUUAAUUUGAUCAGUGUGUUACGACUCCUUUUUAUGUACUCUUUUUUUUUUUCAUUUUAAGUAAUGCUUUCAAGUUUUGAGCUGUUAAGAGUUUAUAAACCGAUGAUUUAUUUACACACAGACCACAAGAGGAAACGUUUCCAGUGUUCUGAUGCUAUCUUACAACUAGCAAAGCUCCCCUGCAGUCAGUGGAGUUCAUGAAAGAGCUGUUCAGGUUACACCGUUCGCAUACAUUUUCAGGAUUCUUAUGCCUUUACUUGGAGAGCACAGGACAGUGGACAGGGAGAGAAAACUACAGGCCGGAUAUAAACCUAGGCCAACUUCGUAUCUUGGGCGCAUCUGAUGGCGCUGGUGGUGAACAGUCUAAUCUCAAAACUUGCACAGUAAAAAUAAGACGGUUUAGAAGUUUUAAUGCAGCCACUCUUCUUCUGUUGCUGGAGUGAACAGAGUUUCUUCAUGACAGGGUCUCGGAGCAGGAACUGGGGAUCUUGAACCUAACAAAAAUGUAUUUGAAACAUUUGUAGACAUGUCCUGCCCAGGGAGUCACACGGCUUCUAUCCUGACUCUAUGCCUGACCCGUCCUGCCUGUCCCUUUCAGGUCUCCUGGAGUUGAACAUUUCAGGUUGUCAGUGGUCAGCGGUCUCUGCUCUGUGUCAGGCUGUCUGUCCCUGUCUGAAGCUGCUGGACCUCAGCAGAGUGGAGGACCUGAAAGACUCUCACUUGAGGGAACUGCUGGCGCCCCCACCGGACACCCGGACAGGUGAGACAAUGACACACUGAUGUGUUACUUAGUGAACUUUUAAGAGUUUUUAUCUGAACCAAAAGUCACUUUGAGAUGUUAAACUGAACUUAUAUUUGAAAUAAAAUCAUGUUUUCUAUUCGAGUGUUUCCAAAAGGUUUAUCACCAACAAAUAAUAGUGUAGAGCGCUUGAUUUAUUUUUGCUUUUUCAAAGAUUAUCGCAGUUUUAAAAGCUUAAAUCCCUGAUAUUAACUAAACAACACCAAUCACCAAUACUGUUGCAUGUUAUGGGAGAGUAUUAAAGUUCAGGUGUUUGAAAGAGAGGGUUCCUCUCAAUAAUGGAAUUAACAAAGUAAAUAAAGUCAAUAAAAAAUGAUUAUCUAAAUAUCUUUGUUUUAACUUUAUUACUUUGAAUUUUAAAUAACUUUACCUCUUCUCUGAUUGGUCGACCAGCUCACGGGGAAACCAGGGUGGGGCGUUUCCAGAACAUGACGGAGCUGCGAUUGGCCGGUUUGGAUCUGUCGGACACGUCGUCUCGCCUGUUGGUGCGUUACGUUCCUCACCUGACCAGAUUAGACCUGAGCCACUGUGCCAACGUCACAGACCAGACAGUGCACACCCUCACCUCCCCCAUCUCCCCCCUGAGAGAGAGCCUCACCUACAUCAAUCUGGCAGGUAAACCAAAUACAGAAAGAGCAGGAAUGUUUCAUUUUAGUCUUCGAUGUUUACCUGUCUUUAUUUAUGAUUGUCUUUAGUCUUGUGUUCUGUAGACUGAGGUUUAGACUCCUCUGCUGUGUUCCUCUGGUGCAGUUUGCAGUUUAUCUCCGCAGCUUUGACUUCUUUAGUUUAUUUCUUUUCAGUCUGACUUGUAGCUUCUAGGCUCUGUGGUAGUUCCUUUUAAAAUAUCAUAUUGUAUCUGUGUUUCCCUCCUUCUUGCUGCAGGUUUACAUUGCUGUGCAUGGUUGGAGUACAAAGUUAAAUGUGUUGGAUCAUGUUAUUAUUGUUUUAAAUGAAGGUAUUAGUCAAACACUUUUGCCUAUCUAGAGUUUACUGUUGACUGUUUUGGCUUUAUGGAUGUAAUUCUGGAUUAUAAUCAGCCAAAACUCUGGGCAGGGCUUACUGAAGAUCUGAAAGACAACCAAAACCUGUACUUUCCACCACAGAAGUGGACUGGUUGACCAAAGUGAUAACUAUAACCCUUGUCUCUGUCAUAUUUUUGGCCUCUGUGCUUGUCCAGGAUAUUUUGUCUUCCUUUAAAGAUCAGGGAUUAUCCCUUUGAUGCAGCAGCCUUUCCCCUCUGAUGCUUUAAUGAUCUCCUCAUAAAACUUUUUUUUUUUUUGUAGUUUUCGAUCGGUGUUGUGAUGCCGCCGCUGUGUGUGUUUUUCAGGUUGUGUGAAGGUGACGGAGCAGUGUGUCCCCUUACUGCGUCGCUGCACCUCCCUGCAGACGGUGGACCUGCGCUCCUGCUCCCUCCUCUCCUCCGAGACUGGACAGCUUCUCUCCUUCCCAUCACACGCCUCCUCCUCUUCUUCCUCCUCCACCUCCACCUCCACUUCCACCUCCUCCUCCACCACAGUUGCUGCUUCAUCCUGCUCCACGUCUGCUGCCUCCUCCUCCUCCUCCUCCUCCUCCUGUCCUCCUGAAGACAGAACGCUGCUGAAGAACAGCUAGAGCACUCCUUUGCGCCAUUUGACAUUUGAGUCCAGACGGCACACAAGCCCCGCCUCCUUCCUGGAUACACUACAGACAGGUGAGGAAGAAGACGAGGAAGAGGAGGGAACAGUGCAGUAUUCCUCCUGUUGUUGGGAAACGAGGAAGAGGAGGAGGAGAAACAUAUUUUGGGAAAGUUUUUGGUGGUAGUUAAAAAAUAGAAACCCUGAGCAUGUACAUAUUUGUUCUCUGUACAAUUUUGGGUGUGUGUAUAUACCUGUAGUUUACUGUAAAUGACCUUUAACCUCCCCCACACACUCCCUCCCUUUUUUCCUUCUAUCCUCCCUCCCUUCCUUCCUUCCGUCCUUCCACCCUGCGACCAAUCAUAACACCAGACAUCCACCUGCUUGUCAGUAGCUGCAGAACAGGAUAAACAUGGGUAUCUGAUGUUUUCCAGAUUUAGUUUCUGUUGUAUGAAAGGUGAUGUUACCCCUCAGACCACGACCCCACCCCCAAACAGACAGGGAGAGACUUCGGUUUGCCAUAAAGAGUUUCAUCUUAAACACAAUCUGACAUCUCUGUUACUUUCUCCAGAAUCGGUCUAAAGAUCAGGCCAACGCGUCCGCUCCGCUUCCAGUCUUUGCGCGGAGCUGGGCUAAAAACACACCUGUUUUUAUAACAACUCCUGAGUGAAGUCUGGGGGUUUUAGGGUCUGACACACUCACCUUAAGUGAGAUAAACUCUUCUUUAUGUGUCUAAACAGAUGCCACAUACGAUAUUUUAAAAUCCACUCAAAGAAAGGUCAGAACUCAGUUUCUAGUCUGGUAAGGUUCUUAUAAACAGUCUGUUCGCGCUGAGUUUGUUCUCUUCAUUAAUCUGCUCUCAGACCGCAAAUUAUCAUCAUAUAACUGGGAAUUGUUCCUUAAGAGGCUGCAACAACAAAUGCACCAUUAAACAUCUGUAUCUGCAAACAUCAUCUGUGUUGACAGACAUUAGCACAUCGGCAGGUGAUGCACCAUGCACCUCUGUCAGAAGGCGAUAUUGACUUAGAUCUCACUGCAUUCGAUCAUCACAUCUACGUAAAUCUGGAACAGUUUACAGCCCUCAUAGAGAAGGUUUUUAUUGUCCCAGCAGGAAAAAAUUGGUUAAGUUUAUGUCCGACAAGAACAGUUUGUAAGACAUGAUCCAAAGACUUUUGAAAGGGAGGGGCUAGCAACUGUCAAUCAAAUCUCAUUGCUCAUUUUUGAAAAAUAGACAAGGAAGUAAUGCAAAAAACAUAAAUCAGUGCACCUGCACAAUUCCAGGUGUUGUGUUUUGUCAGACCAUCAACACUGGAGAUGGUUUCUUUUUAAGGUCCGGUCUUGCACAGAUCAGUGUUAUACGACAAAUGUUUAAGUUUAUUCAACAGAUGUGAUGAGAGAAAGUUUUCCAGACAUUUCCCAGGGUUUAGUCUUUUCCUCAUUAAAUGAAGAGUUGAGGGGCUGUGUGUUUAAUCACCUUUUUUGUGUUUUUUUUGUGCCGGCAGGGCUAAAAAACUGAUUUUAGGAGAACCUCUUACCAGCGUUUACUGUUUCAAGGUCAGGAGAGUUGUCCCACUGCACUUCUGCUUCUCAUGGUCAUGACUUUACUUUAAAAUGCUUUGUAUGCUUCACAUUUGCUUUCAGUUGAUGGCUUUUUAACAAGAUCAUGUAGAACACAGUUGAUAUACAUCAUACACACCCUUUUACUGACACUCAGUCUCCGCCGUUGACACGAUUGAUAAUAGAAAUCAUUCCCCUUUAGCACACGUCUAUUGUCACAGCCCUCAAUCUCUGAGUUUUCUCCUUUAGUUUGGACACAGUUGCCAGAGGGAACUUAAUGAAUGUAUACAGACACUAGACAAUUGAUUUAACAAACAGACAGAGACAGUGUUAAUGUGCGAAACCAGUUUGUACUGAACCAGUAAGCUCCUGCAGUGUGAACAGGCCUGGGUUAAAUGUUAAAAACUUAAUAUAGAUCCACUCAAAGUGUUAAAACAAUCCCGCUAGACCGAAGCAGAACCUCUGAACUUUCAUAUCGCUCAUUCAUACCCCAGCAGUCAAGUUUCAAGUCACAUUAUCUUGUUGUAUUCAGCAGAUUUUAAAGAGACAGAUACAGUGAAACCAAGACUCAACAGUAACAGAUACAGUGAAGCUAAGACUUAUCAGAGGCAUACACAGUGUUAACGGUACUUGGUAGAAACAGAUACAGUCAGUAGGAACAGAUAAACAGGCACUCGUUUAUCUGACUCACUCCAUCAGGUUAUUGUGACAGUAUUUUUAAGACCCCAUACAUCUUAGCAGGUGAAGGUUGUUCAGGUGUGGAUUUGGUUAAAGGUGUUUCCCUUCCAGUUUCCUGUAUGUGUGUGUUUGUGUGUAUGUGCGUGUGUGUGAUCAGACCGACAGCGCCGGGUGUGUUUGAAACUGAGCCUCAGUGUCUUCAACAUUUGCCUCAAUCAUUCAUCUUCCCUCUUUGUGUUUCUACCUGCUGCGUUUCCCUCCAUGUGUUCCUCUGGGAAGUGAUUGAUCGUCUUUUUCUCAGGAGUUUUGUUUGGUUUGUAUUCUUUUUUUUUUCUUUUUGAAUCAGGUUUUAAUUUAUUUGAAAUCCACUGCAGCACUCCCAUCAGCCCAAACAGACAUUCCUGCAAAAGAGAAAGUUAGUUUUUUUUUGUUUUUACUUUUCUCACUCCUUUUUGUAUGCAACAAUCCUGGUUUUGGUUGUAUUUUUGUUUGUUUUCUACAUGCUGAACAUUUCUUCCUGUGUUUACUGCGCUAUCAGUUAUCGGUGAAUUUGAAUCUGUUUUCUACGGAGGCCCAUUUCUGCCAAAAAAACACAGACACAUAAGUUUAGGAGAAAUUAUAAAAAAUCAUUGCACAUCAAACCAAAUUACUAAUAUCAACUUAUGAUUUACUAUCUUGUUAAUAUGAAUCCUUACUUCAACAUCUGACUUUUUAAAUCAGAAUUUAUAGUCUUCAUUAUUUGGAUUUAUACAAUAAUCUUGACCUACACAAAGGAUCUUGAUUUACUAUCCUGUUCCAUCCGAUUUCAUGGGUCAUGAUCUUUAUUUGUCUUUUCAUAAUUCACCUUGACAAAUUUAUAUCAAAAUCUCAAAUUUCUUAAUUUUCUCAAAACAUGGAUUUACAUAGUUGGUGUUGAUUCAUUCAUAGAUCUUGAUUUACUGUCUCAUUAUUCAUACUACAAUCUGGAUUAAUGAUUAUCAGCAAAAGUCAAUAUUUCAUUAUUUUGAGCCACACGAUAUCUUGUUUUUCAUCGCCAAAAAUGUAGUCUGGUAAUCUUGAUUCAUGUCUGGAUCUUGAUUUACUAUCUCAUUAUCUUGAAAAACUUUGUUGCAACCUUGAUUUAUGACCGUCACCAAAUUUCCUUAGUCUUUUAUUUUGAACUACAUGAUAUCUUGUUUUUCACUGCCAAGAAUUUACUGUUUGGUAAUCUUUAUUGGAUCUUGAUUUACUGAACUAUAAUCCUGAACACCAAAAUCUUGAUUCAUGUUCUCCACCCUCACUCCAAAUGACUAACUUAGUAUUUUGCUUCAUAUUAAAACUGAGAUUUUAUUUUGCAAUCUUGUUUUAUAUCGGGAUGUGGUGUUACUAUCGAGAUCCUGUCAAAAAAACGUUCUCAAUAUCUUCAGUAACUAUUGUAAUCUGGAUUAAUCAUCUCCACAUUAAGUUACUGUUGAACAAGUUUCAGCAACAAAAUUUAUCUUGAAUUUGACAUCUAGAUUAUAUUUGGUAAUGAUGAACUGACUAUCAAGAGCUUGACUUCCUUAACUAUCCUGUUUCAAUAUCACAAUCUUGAUCCCUAAAUUCAAAGCUAGAUGUUAAAGCUGUUUGUAUUUUUUAUUUAAUCUUGAAUACUCAGUCUUUUUUCAACCGACCAGCUGACCCACCAAAUUGCAAUCCCGAUUUACCUCUGGGACUAUGACAUAAUCUUGAGUAACAACGCUGUAAUCUUGGUUUAUCGUUUCCAACAAAAGUCCAUCAUUUUGAUCAAACUAUCUAAUCUUGUUUUACAUUUUUCAAUAUCUUGAUUCUUAUGAAAUGUUGAAUUUCAAGAUUUUGACUUCCUCUCCUAUCCUGUCAGAAUCUCAUAAACUUAACUUCCAGAUUCAAAACCUCUUUUUGAGGGAUGAUGUUGAAUUUCCAUAUCGUAGAUUUUGAACAGAAUUUUGUUUGCUGAGAAUUUUGCUUCAGCACAUCAACUAAGUUUACCAGUUUGUUAUCUUGUUUCAACUCAGGAUCUUGUUUUACUGUGCCAUUAUCGCUACACGAUUGUGAUAAUCUCCAAUAUGUUUUGAUUUCACAUGUCGUCACAUGUUGUUUACAAAGUGACUCAUGAUUCAGGAUUCGUCAGGAAGUCAAGAUCAGACUUUAUGUCAAGUCAUAGGAAUUUAUUAGCUGAAAAUUUGGGUAUUUUUGUUUUUUAUAACACUUUUUUUUUGUUGUUUGGGCUGAACUGGGCUUCCGUAGUUUUCUCAGGGGCCUCACUUAUGAAAAAUCAAUCAGAUCCUGAGUUUACCGUCAGGAUCAUUGUUGAAACAAAGUUCAGACUUACGAUGUGUCCAAAAUAUCAAUGCAAGCUGCUGAUUGGGUAGAGAUGUUUCAUAAAUGAUGCCCAGAUGUUCAUAUCAGCACGCGCUGCUGUGACUGUCAGCUGUUUGUUUCUAUUUGUGUGAACUGGCUGUCUCAUCACAUGAGGCGGUGGCACUGAGGGGAGGGGGUGGGGUUAGGGCAAGGUGGGGGUGGGGCAGAAAUGUUAUUAACGUAUUUCAUAUUGUUCUUUUUAAAUGUAUAUGACAAAUCAAACAGCCAAACAAAUCAUGGAACACAGUUAUCGUGACAAACAGGUAGCUGUGAGGGUCAACAUGUGCUAGUCAGCAUGUUGGUUAGCAUGUGAGCUAGCUGUACAACUUCAGGCAUUAUGUCGCUUACUGUUGCAUUACCUCUGCUGCAUUGUUCCCAGAGGAAAACAGAUAUUUUAAAAAACUUAAAAUGAAAGUAUUUAGAUUAAGUAAGGAAGAAAAACUGCCACAAUCACUAUUUAGCUAAAGUUAGCUAACUAUUGAUAGUGGCCAGUUCUGUUUUUUGACUUACUUAAGAUCGGCUACAAGUUAUUUGCUUUUUGCCUGUUAUUAAUGUAACAGCUAGCUAACCCGUGUUAGCUUGCCACAAAAGCAGCAGAGUUUGAUGAAUGCGAAUAGUGUAGCAGAAAUCACUCUGACAAAGCGAAAAAUAACGAACAAAUAAAAAAAUAAUACAUUGUUGACAGAAGCCAUUAAAAGCCAAAGGAACAAGUUUCGCUAUCAUUUCGCUAUCAUUAGCACAAACAUUAGAAUGCUAAUAAAAUGAAUUCCCUUAAUUUCACGCCUUAACUUUAAAUGGGCUUACUCAUGCUACCUAGCUUACUAGUUUUAGCUUGGUAAUUAGUAAGCCCCAGGAUAUGUGAAGAUCUGGAAAUCUAAAAUAUGUAUACUAAUCAGUCAGAAAAAAUCAGAAGUCGGAAAUCGGAAGUUAAAUUGCUAUGAAAAAAGUACUAGGGCAGACUACGCUAGCGUUAACUUAUUGGGAACUUAUUUAAAAGACAAAAAUUCCCUGUUCAAUACCACCAUUUUUCAACUACAAAAAGUUGAAAACUCUGUUAACUUAUUUGCUCAUUUGUUAACUUAAGCAGAAACUAGCCAGCUAGCUAGUAGAUGCUUGUGAAGAAGAGCAUAAAAAUAUGGCAGAUUGAUGUUUACUACAUAUCCAAAUUUUUAAACUUUAGAACAAACAUUUGUUUAAGAUUAGACCACUGAGAAAAAAGUUGUUGGGUAGCUCCUUUUGCGAUAGCUACCAUGUUAGCAACUGUAGCCAAUUACCAGAAAAUAAAAUCUCAUGUAUCAAAGUUAAUUCAAGUUUACACUGUGAACUUAUUAGUGAAUGUCAGAGGGUUUGAGGCCCAUAGAAAGAGUCCAAUCCCAGUAUCAUACUUGUCAUUAAUGGUCAGAAAUUUGAAACAUCCUUCGAAAAUAAAAAAUUAAACUUAUUUGCAUUUUUCAGUAACUUUCGCAGGAAACGUAUUACUUUUGGUGAGUUUGACUGUCCAGAGUAAAUUAGGAUAUUUUUCACAGUGGAGUGAUUGAUAAGAGUAAGUUUUGUAGCAGUGCAGUAGAGGUAAUUCAACAAUAAAGCUAACUCCAUUAGCCUGUGGUUCCUGUUCGCUGGUGGAGGUUAUUUCAGCCCUGUGUAGGCCAGAAAUGAAAGUAUUAGUGAAAUCUGAAAUUGCCAUGUGGUUCGCCUUGUUGUGCCAUACACACUCCGAUCAGAUCAGAUCAGCAUUUUACUGUCGUCAGUCUGAUGGGUCAGUUUUUAUAGUUUUUACUUUUUGUAUUAUGUUGUGAUUUAGAUUUUUUUUUUUUUUUGAAACUGUGACAUUGACGCCUCACUGUUCUGUAUGCAUAUCACAGCUUAAAACUUCACCUAGCAACAAGUGAGGAGAUAGAACCUGAUUGGUCAAUUAUCCUGACUCUUAAAAGCUCUUAUCCAAUCAGACACCCACACAUAUCUCAGCUUUCUUCUCUGUCUAUCUUAGUAAACUCUCUCCUGGCUUUCUGGAUGUCAUUAAGAUGCACUGGAUCUUCAUCAUCACCAUCAUCUUCCUCACCUUUUGCCAAAUGUAGUUUUUGUUGUGAAAAGGGGCAUUUUCUCCCAUUUUUGUUUUUCUUUUUCUGUUUUUUGUUCUUUUUGAUACUUUGUCCAUGACUCUUCCGUUGUGUUGAUGAAAAAAAUGAGGAAGAAGUUGGAACAAAAAGUGAAAAGACACAAAAAGACCAACUCAAGGCAGCUACGUAUGAGUGACUACUGUAAAAUGACUAACGAAUAAAGAAGCAAUGGGUUUGUUUUUACAUCCUUUGAGUCUGUUUCAUAAUUAAAACAAACUUUUGCAUGUCCACAAUAUAUUUAACAUCAAGCUAGAGGUCUGAGAAUAAAUUACUUUGUUUGUGUUUGUAAAUUUAUAACUUAACUUUUAAUCAAUCAAUCAACUAAAUUAUUAUACCAAAACACUUGAAAAAUAAUUAAUGAAAUGUUCACUGCAUUACAAAGUAAUAAUGACUUCUGUUUACAGUGUGAACUUGAUACUCAAGUGCCAUGUGCAUCUCAUCAUUUCUCAUACUUGUCUUUGGGAGUUGAGUAUUCAUAAGGAAUUUAAGGUCACAUUAAAGUUCAUUCACCUCAGGCAUCACCCACCAGCAGUGGUGUACUCAGGCUCUUUGACAAGCAAGAGGGGGAAAAGGACACAUGUUGUAUGUCAUUAUUUCAUCUAAAAUAGUGAAAACCCAACAUUUCAUCUUUUUUGAAAUUAUGGACUGGUUCUAAAGUGCUUUCCAAUGUCGCAUUCUUUCAAACAACUCAAUAUCUGUAUCAAAAAUUUCAAAUUCUUUUGGAAAUCAUGGACACUGAAUCCUCCACUCUACAAAGGGUUGGAAGCAUAGACUGUAUAUACAGUCUAUGGUUGGAAGUCUGAAUCUGACAUUCUUUUUGGAACUCAUGGAUGCCACUAAACAGUAGAGGGACCACCCUGCUUACAGUUCAAAGCCACCAACCCUGAUAGUGUGGGGGGUCAUAACUUUUCAUGUCAUGGGUAACUUACAUAUCUGUGAAGUCCUCAUUAAUUUUCAACAAUACCUACAGGUUUGGGAGCAGCAUAUGCUGC
This is a messenger RNA of Xyrichtys novacula (pearly razorfish), 19469 nucleotides long. The record is from the annotation of a GenBank genome assembly. Lineage: Eukaryota; Metazoa; Chordata; Actinopteri; Labriformes; Labridae.